AUGUCUGGUUUCAAGAACUUCGCCGUCGUAGGAGCGGGCACUCUCGGCCUCCCUAUCAUCGAGGAGCUCCUCAACGUCAAAGCGGCUGGUUCAGCUGACAAAGUGCUACUCCUCACCCGCCCGGAGUCCGUGUCGAAGUACGACGCGCUCGCCGCUCGUGGCGCCACUAUCGUCCCGAUCGCAGACUAUACCUCCACUUCCGAAGUAGCCAAGGCCCUUGCUGGCAUCGAGGUUGUCAUCUCCACCCUCGGCCACUCUGCGUACGGGAUCCAGAUUCCCAUCGCUCAGGCGGCCAAGGAGGCCGGCGCUAAGCUCUUCGUGCCCUCAGAGUUUGGCUCGCCCACGGACAAGGCGACCGAGGGUCUAUUCGCGGCAAAGGCAGGAAUCAACCGGAAGAUUCGCGACGAGGUUGGCCUUCCUACGGCCGUAUUCUUCACUGGAGGCUUUGCGGAUGUCAUCUGGAAUCCUCUCAUCGACCUUGACUUGAAGAGCGGCAGCGUCGGUGUCGGCGGUGACGGCAGCGCGCCGACCUCUUUCACGUCCCGCUCUGAUAUCGGCCGCUACCUGGCCUACGUGCUCACGACGCUCCCCCCUUCGGAGACCCAGAACAAGAUCUUUCGCAUCGAGGGCGAACACGCGUCACUGAACGACAUCUUUGCUCAAUACGAGAAGAAGCAUGGCGUGAAGAUUCAGGUUAGGCACACGCCCAUAGAGGAGCUUGAGGAGAAGGUCAAGAAGAACCCGCGAGAUGUCGCAAGCUUCUUGGGCCUCGUCUGGGCAAAGGGUGGAGGAGCCGUCGGUUCCCCUACUGACAACCACCUGUUCCCCGACUGGAACCCGAAGCCCGUGAUUCACUACUUGUGA
Molecule: messenger RNA, 864 nt
Organism: Peniophora sp. CBMAI 1063
Lineage: Eukaryota; Fungi; Basidiomycota; Agaricomycetes; Russulales; Peniophoraceae
Source: the annotation of a GenBank genome assembly